AUGUUCAAACGGGUCGUCUUCACGACCGUGACACCUCUCCCUCCCCAUAUCCCUCGAGAUAUUGUCAUCAGCACACUCCACGCCCACAGCGAGAUAAUAGAAUUGAACCCAUUGGUGGUCAGCCACAAACGAUGCAAAGCGCCACCCAACGCCCCGCCCGACGAGUUCCAUUGCAUCUGGUACGAACUGACUGAUAACAUUCAGUAUCUCCCGGGGGGGAUAAUAAAGGGCAAUAUCACCUACAAAGCCUGCUUUCACGAUUUACCACGUGGCCUGCAAACGCACAUAUACGCCCCAACAGGUCUGGAUAUUAGGAACAGAUGGAGCGUGAACGGAAAUAUGCCAGGAGAGCCGCGGGAGCCUGUCGAGCUGGGUCUGCCCAAUGUGCCCCGAGAAGGACUAUAUCUCAGAGAAGACGUCGAUAUGCGAUGCAAUAUCUUCGCUGCCGGUUUUGUUAGGAAGACACUGAAGGAGGCUCAUGCGGUGUUGGUUGAGCGACUUGUUGUGAAGGCUGAUCUGCUGAAGGGCAAGAGGGAGGAGACAAUCUAUGAAAAGGCAUAUCCGGCGCUAGCUCUACAGCUGCAUUCUUUAUAUUCCAACCAGGUGUAUUCGGGGGAGGCUCCAUACACGCCAUGCAUCACGUUGCCUCCAAGCCCCGUUUCCCCCACAACGCUUUCGUCCGGAAGUACCCCGACACGUUUCCCGAGCACGGUACAUCCCUCCGGCUCCAAAACCGAUCCCAAUAUGCAUAACUACGUUGGCGGACCCAUGCAUUAUCUGACGACGCCGCAUACCUGUUGCAACCACUGCCCUAUCUGCCCAACCAGAGCAGAAGGCGGGUCUGACCAGACGGUGCCCAUACCACAAGCCGCAGAGAUGGAUUCCACAGAAUGCCAGCCAGCACAAGCAAAGGCCUAUGCUGCCAAGCGAGCUGCUGUUCGGUUUACUCUAACUCCUCCUCCGCCUUCGCCUUCGUCUCCGUCUCAUAUAUAUGAACUGGAGUGA
Messenger RNA from Paracoccidioides lutzii Pb01, 1005 nucleotides. RefSeq lists its product as hypothetical. The record is from RefSeq and is a predicted model, not a curated record. The transcript has a single exon. The coding region runs from base 1 to 1005 and encodes 334 amino acids.